Molecule: messenger RNA, 2533 nt
Organism: Owenia fusiformis
Lineage: Eukaryota; Metazoa; Annelida; Polychaeta; Sabellida; Oweniidae
Source: the annotation of a GenBank genome assembly
CAUAAAUCUUAGUUCAAGUUUUUUGUCAAAAGGUGUCGCUGGCUAAUCCAAGAUUUUGUGAGUUCAGCAUCUCCAAAAAUUCACAUGUGUGAUUUGUUGACUGCAUAACAAUUGGUUCACCUGAGACAACAAAUAUUCAAGAAAAUGGAGGUGGAAAAAGAAUGGUGGUUGAACCCAAUGGCAAACGACAUCCACGAAACACUGAAACUGAAAGAGACCAAGAUGCCUCUAUAUUUCUCCAGGUCUCCACAAAUGCAUCUCAGGCGUUACGUCGUAGAUUGGUUAGCAGUCAUCUGCGAUAAAUUCAAACUCUGUACCACUGCACGCCAUCUAUCUGUAUAUUUAUUAGAUUAUUUCAUGGAUAAGUUUGACAUUGAGGAACCUCAACUGUAUCUUGUGGCCAUCGGAUGUAUACUAGUCGCAGCUAAAUAUGAAGAACAAGAAAUCAACAUUCCAAAAUCAACCGAUCUAAAUGUGUAUGUGAAUCCAAAAGGUUACACAGCCUGGGAAUAUCAGCAAAUGGAACUGACUCUAUUAGACUGCUUUAAAUGGAACAUUGGGCUACCCACCCCUGCCCAUUUUGUGGACUAUUACAUAACACUGAGUGUAGCAGAUGACCAGUCCAACCCGGAGACAUGUAAAUCGCCUGUACAUAGUGCAAAAACUAAGCUGUAUAUCAUGAAAUAUGCGACAUAUUUCCUAGAAAUUAGUUUACAAGAUCAAGUUUACAAAGAGUAUUCUCCGUCCCUGAUAGCAAGUGCUGCUGUAGCGGCAUCUCGUACCUGUCUACACAUCAAGCCUCACUGGAGUCACUUCAUGUCAAAGGUCACCAUGUUCGCCCUGAACCAAAUCACUCCAGUCAUUAACAUAAUGCUUAAGACUCAUGAUAUGGAUGAGGCCGCUGCUAAGGAUGAUGUCCACGUUGUUCCAAUGGACACCAGCACUACGACUGUCACUAGCACAUUGAAGCUAAUUCCACAUGACCCCUACCAGACCCCCUGUAGUACACCAACACUCAAUGAGACAACCUUCUUCAUGGGCCGCCUAUCUUGACCAUUAAGUCAAAGGUCAAGGUAAGCCUAAAUUUCAGGUAUGCAGUGAAUGAAUAGGACCACCAUGAAUAAUUCACCAGAAAUGAUUGGUUGAUUAAAAUGAAUAAGUCACUGAAUUCUGUAUUGAUGAAACGAUGGUUUCGAGAAAGACUGUCUCUGUGGUAUUUAGAAUACUUCUUCGUAGAGUUAGAAACAUUCCUAGUAAAACUGCUGAAAAGAGCUGUAAAAUGUUUUCCACAAAUAUGCUGAAGCUUGUCAUGGCCAAGCCUGUCAUUGAAUAUACUGAUGCCGAAGCUUGUCAUGAACUUUACUGCUGAUGUUGUGAAUUUGAGACAUUCCAAAGAUAAACUGCUGAUCACAAAUCUUGUAAUAAAUGAAGAAUUUAACACACUGCUGAUGGUUUUGCCUGCAUUUAUGAAAACUUAUAAAAACAUUCCAUGAAAAUGAAUGCUGCAAACCAUGAAGAACAUUCAAUUUGUAUCACAAUCAUUAGAAAUACAAAUUCAUUUGUGUUAAUCAUACUGAUGAUGCCUUUUGAUUUAAUAUUUGAAAAUGUUGUUCAUGUAUUGGGGCAGUCGGAUAAAAGUCCUCAAAAUAGAAUGGCACCAAACCUUUGGUAUCAUUUCUCAAUUUGCAUAUAAAGCAGUAUUUGAUUGAUAUUAUAGCAUCAGGAUUAGCAUUUAAGUAUCCAGUAUUAUAAGGUCAUUAGACCAUCAGUCCAUGACUUAAAUAUUCCAUGUAACAUGUAUAUAGAAACUUAACACGUUUAUUGUUACAAAUAGUCUAGUCUUUUGUUGUGUCAUACUAUUUCUAAUUCAACCUAUUCCUUGUAUUGGAGGUACCAAAGAUUUUGUUUAUAUCCCUUAACAAAGUUUGAUAGCUAUUUGACUAAAAUUUGACAAUCGGAUAAUCAUGGAAGAGUUAGAAAUAUUCUGACACAACCGAUAUAUCGCUGCAUGUAGCUGACAUUGACGAGAAGUCAAUAUUUUAAGUAUUAUUGUUUACAUUUAUGUACUUGUUUAGUUGAAACAUAUAUACCUAAAGAGGCCAGUGAGUGGUGUGUAAUAUCAGUUAAAAUGUUGACAACUUCGAGACAACUUUCGUUGUUGCAUAUUAAAGAAGCUACGUUUAUAUUUUUGAAGUAACUAAUUUCUAAAAUGCCAGAAUUAGCUUAUUAGGUUAAAGAUAUAUAGUGUAACUUACUAAUUCUCCAAGGCGGAGACUUAAUGGUGUGUAUUCCAUGUGUAAGAGAACCCACUUUGUUAAAGGGUUGCAUUUUGAAACCACCUGCCUUCUCAUAAUAAACAUCCUUAUAUUUUGAAACUUAUUUCUUAUGUCACCAACAGUGACAAAAGUGGCGACAUAUUGUUGAUAGUUUCCAACUUUUUGUGGAAGGUGUUUGGCAUCUGUAAUAGUGUUCCAUCGUCAGCAUCUGUAACAAAUGGCAGGUAGAGUUUUCAUUAGCGAGUAAAGACAUUGGG